AUGGCAAAUAUCGUGGAGUCUUUAAGCAAACUGGAUACCCUUCCAAAGCGGGUGCAAUUUUUGGCGGACAAUUGUCCAGAUAGAGAGCUGUUUGUGUUUUACGAAGGAGAGAACCGAACCUCGUUUACAUGUGAGCAAGUCGUGAAGUUGGCCGGAAGGUUUGCAAGCAGAUUACGUCAUCGUUACGGCUUCUUACGUGAUGACGUCAUUGCCAACACCUUACCUAACUCACCUGAAAGGGUUAUCAGUGACCUUGGCAUUACUCUAGCCGGAUUUAACGACCUAAUCCAACGCACGAUAGAGCUAAACUAUCAGUCUAUAUCCCUACAGAUUCUCCUGGCUGACGGCUCUGACAUAUUUCUGUCGGCUACAAAUAGCCGAUGCAAGGGGAUUGUGAUGAAACCACCUGGGGAAUCAUCAGACUGGCUGAUUUUCAAUCCCUACAUCACAGGAACCGUGUCAGAUGACAUCACUAAGUUGUCAUGUGACAAGAUACCUGACUUGACUACAAUAAUCAAAGUCUCCAGGAACAGCCAGAGAUCUCGCAAGCCGUUUCUUGAAGACCUACAGGACAGCACUGACGACAUCUUCAUUGAUCUUUCAGUGAGACCCCAAGAUAUCCACUACGUGUUUAGUACAUCGGGCAGCACUGGCUACUCCAAGCUGGUACCUCGAACACAAGCUGAAGCUAUUGAUAUUGCUGCUGACACAGCAUUUUCCAAAAAUGUCCAAAGUGGUACAAGUGUCUUCUAUUGCGAUCGUAGCCUGGGUUGGACUGGUGGCUAUCCGUUUACAACAUUCUGUCUGGGAGAGAAGAGGGUCUUACAGGACUGGUACAGUAGAAGCGGACUGAAAACAGGAGAGGAGAUCUGGAAUGCUAUCAGUAGAGAACAAUGUAAUAUUUCUGGAAUUCGCCCCAAGGACGUAGACAUUGUGGUCAAAUACAUUGACAGUAUCGGUGGCACAGAUUACAGGAUGCAGGCUCUUAUUUGUGGUGGACAGCCCGUGACAAAGUCCCAGGUGACAAGCCAGCUGACCAUGUCUGAAACAGUUAUCGUCAUUUACGCAUCUACAGAAGGUCCGCUCUUGGCAACUGCAGUUAUUGAAGAUCCAAACUUCGAGGACUUCUGCUGUGGGAAACCAGCGCCUGGGGUGGAGCUGAAGAUCAUUGACGACCAUGGAGAUGAGUGCAAGCCUCGGCAGACUGGGACCAUUUUAGCUAAAGGUAGAAACCUGUUUAAAGGUUACUUUAACCGACUAGAAGACCCAGACCCCAACACAGUCAACAGUUUCACCAAGGAUGGAUGGUUCAACACGGAGGAUCUCGGUUUUCUGGAUGAAGAAGGCAACAUCUACGUCCUGGGCAGGGGCAAAGACACCAUCACGUACGGAAAUUAUGUUUUCUACCCGGUUUGGCUGGAGGCAGAAAUCCGUAAACACCCCGACAUUGCUGACGCUGUCGUCUUGCCUGUAUCUGACCCUGUACGGUAUCAUGAGAUCUGCGCAUGUGUAACCCCAGUCAGCGGAAGUAACGUGACAGAAGACCAGCUGAAGUCCUACUGUGAAAGUAUCUUCAUUGCUGACUUGGCCAAUGACCAGACGCCCAUGCCCAAGUAUUUCAUGGUCUUGGACAGAUUUCCAGAGACAUUUACCGGCAAGCCGGACAAGCAGCGGUUACGGAAACUCGCUGAAGAGAGAUUUGGGGUUAAGUGA
Candidula unifasciata is the source of this 1713-nucleotide messenger RNA. The record is from the annotation of a GenBank genome assembly. Lineage: Eukaryota; Metazoa; Mollusca; Gastropoda; Stylommatophora; Geomitridae.